AUGAACAACAGAAAAAUAGCAAAGACCAACAACUUCGAAGUGAAGCUCAUCAUGGCUGUAAAGGAGUACGGCUUAUUCAGCAAGGCCAACUUUGCCGCAAACCAACAUGAAUGGAAUCAAGCUUGGAAUGCUUUGGCGAAAAAAAUGAACGUAUCAGUUUCCCGUUGCAGGAGCCGUUGGAAAUCGCUUCGCGCAACCUUCCGUAAGCAGAUCAUGCGAAAAGGUACAGCUAACAGCAAACAUUCGGUUUGGCCGUACCGCGAGCAUAUGUUGUUUAUGAUCGAUUCAUUCCGCAACAGUCGUUCUUCGAUCAAGCCCGCUGCAUCGCUGGAAGUAGUCAGCGAAGACUCGAUCCAAUGCAUAACGGAUGAGGAUGAGAUGGAAGAGUCACAAGAGUUGCCCGAGUCUGAACCGGAAGCAGUCGAGGAACCGCACGAAAUGCCACAAAGGCGAGAAUUAUUUCAUCUAUCACGAGCUGCCUCUGCGCACCAGGAGCUACCGACACCGAUAGAACGCGCAAUGUCGGUUGAUUCGAUAACGAAGGAAGAGCCACAAAUUUUGCGUAUUGACAAGGAUUGCUACACGCAGGAAACUACCACGACCAGUACGGAAGUCAAAAUCGCACACACGGCCCAAUCAUCAUCGGGUCUGUAUGGGACACCGUCCGCGACAAACGAGGGUACCGAACAGGAAGAGUACGAAGGACGGCCCGUAUCGUGGCGAACGAUCGAUACGGACGAACAGUUUCUGCUGAGCUGUCUGACCACGAUGAAGCGCCUGUCGCGAAGGCGAAACGCUUUGGUUAGGUUGCAAAUUCAACAGCUCAUGUACGAUGCCGAGUUUGCCGAUGAGCAUGAGGGCACAACUGUGUCGUAAAC
Anopheles maculipalpis is the source of this 878-nucleotide messenger RNA. RefSeq lists its product as uncharacterized. The transcript is spliced from 3 exons. The coding region runs from base 1 to 876 and encodes 291 amino acids. Gene Ontology annotation, cellular component: transcription regulator complex; nucleus. Gene Ontology annotation, molecular function: DNA binding. The record is from RefSeq and is a predicted model, not a curated record. Gene Ontology annotation, biological process: regulation of transcription by RNA polymerase II. Lineage: Eukaryota; Metazoa; Arthropoda; Insecta; Diptera; Culicidae.